Messenger RNA from Oryzias melastigma (Indian medaka), 1949 nucleotides. It is a transcript of the gene mfsd1, whose product is annotated as major facilitator superfamily domain containing 1. Gene Ontology annotation, biological process: transmembrane transport. Gene Ontology annotation, cellular component: lysosome. NCBI's taxonomy places the organism in Eukaryota, Metazoa, Chordata, Actinopteri, Beloniformes, Adrianichthyidae. Gene Ontology annotation, molecular function: transmembrane transporter activity. The record is from RefSeq and is a predicted model, not a curated record.
CGAGCUGACAGAAAUCACGUGACUCGCCUCACUGAGUCAUAUGGUCAGUCGCUCUCACUAAACAAGCGAACAUGGCGGACUUCGAGGAGCAGCAGAACUUGUUGGAGGAGGACGAUGAGAGCUCCUCCGGGGAACGGGGCUCUGCUUCGGGAGCCGACAGGCAGAUGUCCGCCAUCUGCGACCCCAGCCGUGCUCUCCACAGGGUGGUCGUCCUGACUUUUAUGUGCUUCCUGGGAUUCGGAAGUUAUUUUUGUUAUGACAAUCCAGCCGCCCUUCAAACCCAAGUCAUCCAGGACUUGAACCUGAACACUGCAAAGUUCAUGCAGCUGUACGCCUGGUACUCCUGGCCAAAUGUCGUCCUCUGCUUCUUUGGGGGAUUUCUGCUUGACAGGGUUUUUGGAAUCAGACUGGGCACCAUCAUCUUUUCCCUCUUUGUCUGUGUUGGACAGGUAAUUUUUGCUGCUGGAGCUUGGCUUGAUCUCUUCUGGCUGAUGGAAGUUGGACGUUUUGUUUUUGGCAUCGGAGGCGAGUCGCUGGCGGUUGCCCAGAAUACAUAUGCAGUCAAUUGGUUUAAAGGCAAAGAGCUCAACCUGGUGUUUGGGCUGCAGCUGAGCAUGGCUCGACUGGGCAGCACAGUCAACAUGAACAUUAUGGGCUGGGUGUACAACAAGGUUGCAGCUGCAGUUGGUUCACCUGGAUACUAUACGCUCGGUGCUUCACUCAUGAUAGCUGCAGUGACCUGCGUCUUCUCUUUAAUCUGUGCGUUGGUGUUGGGAUUCCUGGAUAAGAGAGCAGAGAGAAUCCUUCACAAAGAACAAGGAAAAACAGGCGAGGUGAUCAAGCUGACGGAUGUGAAAGAUUUCCCGCUCACGCUGUGGCUCAUCUUCAUCAUCUGCGUGGGUUACUACGUUGCCAUUUUCCCUUUUAUCGGACUGGGCCAAGUGUUCUUCAUUGAAAAAUUCAACUUCUCUCCAGCUGAAGCCAGAGCUGUCAACAGUAUUGUGUACAUCAUCUCAGCACCUGCAUCUCCAGUCCUGGGCUUCAUGGUUGAUAAGACGGGCAGGAACGUGGUUUGGGUGAUAACGGCGGUGGUUGCAACGCUCGCCGCUCACGUGAUGCUGGCCUUCACCUUCUGGAACCCAUGGAUUGCCAUGUCUCUGCUUGGCGUGUCGUACUCCUUGCUGGCUUGUGCUCUGUGGCCCAUGGUGGCCUUUGUGGUUCCCGAACAUCAGCUGGGAACUGCCUAUGGCUUCAUGCAGUCCAUCCAGAACCUUGGACUGGCUCUCAUCGCCAUGGCAGCAGGCGCCAUCCUGGACUCCAGAGGGUACCUGGUUCUGGAGGUCUUUUUUUGCGCCUGCAUUUGCAUUGCACUCAUCGCCGUGGUGAUGCUGUACUUUGUGGAUUACGUCAAAGGCGGGGAUUUGAAUCAGUCGGCUGCAGCCAGAGCCAAAGUCCAGAAAGAAGCCACGUCGGAUGCAGAGGCUAAAAGGAGACCCAGCAAGCAGACUCAGGGUGAUCUUGCAAGACUGGCACCCAUGUCUGCUUUCAGUCUGCGCAACCGCUACCUCUCCAGGCUGGGAGCACAGCUCCCGGACCACUGCUCGACCCAUCUGUCUUCGCUGCACAUUUAAGUGCCUUUCAAGAUGCAUAGAAUUUGUAUUGAGAUUUGAUUUAAUACAUUUGUUACAAUGAACUGUGAAAUGCAGCGCAUUUGCACAGCGCGGCCAACAGAGGGCGCCAACUCACGUUUAUGCAACUUUAAAUUUCCUUUCAAUCGAGCCACUAAAUGGGGGAACUUGAAGUAUUUUUAUUCUUCACAGGUUUAUGGAUCAGAUUGUUUUUCCAAGAAGUUAUUGAAUUUUUCUACCUUUAUUUUAAACAACUGACUGAAAAAAAAUAUGCUGUAAAUGUAUAUAGAAACAUAAAAAAUAAACAACAUAAAACUGUUG